Ostertagia ostertagi is the source of this 1497-nucleotide messenger RNA. Lineage: Eukaryota; Metazoa; Nematoda; Chromadorea; Rhabditida; Trichostrongylidae. The record is from the annotation of a GenBank genome assembly.
AUGAGCGACAAUAAUAACAUUAGAAGUGAAGAGGCAAACUCUGUACUGCAGUCUGCAGGCACAAAACGAGGUCAGGAUUCACUCGAUGGUCCCGCAACCAAGAGAGCACAUGUUGAAGGAGACGACAAUCAGCUAGCUGUGAAAAUUUUGAUUCCUUCGGCGGCGGUGGGAGCGAUAAUUGGUAAAGGUGGUGAAGCAAUGAGAAAUUUGAAAAAUGAUCACCAGUGCCGUGUUCAGAUGAGCAAGAGUUCCGAGACAUAUCCAGGAACUAGCGAGCGAAUUUGUCUGGUGAAAGGACGCGUACAAAACGUGCUGGGUGUCAUUGAUGUUAUACUGCAGAAGAUUAACGAGAAGUGUGAAGGUUCUACCAAUUCUGACGCGUUUGAUCACAAGGGAGUCAGCCGUGGGAACGAGGUGUUUCCCAAAGCAGGUUCUUCCGAGGCUCAGAACUCACAAGAGCGAAUUGUAACACUUGCUCAUGAGGAUCAUGCGCAGCUAAUUCAAGCAACUUGUCGAGUACUAGAAAAAGUCGUCGCCGAUCCUCAUCACAUGAGCGAAAUCAAUAAGGAAGACUUUGGUGGAAAAGGCGGGCCGGUGAGAUCAUUCGGGCAUCAAGGGAGUCAGCAGCAGGCGAUGAAGUUCAAUCCUAUGGGUGGACUUGGAAAUCAUGAGCUUCUAUCGUUCCUCGACAAUCUUCAGUCAACUCUUCGCUCAUCUGGCUUCAACGAGGCGAGCGUAGCUGAGGUGAUGCAGGCCAUGCAGGUGCUCGCUAAGUACAACAUUAUGGGCCUUGGUCUUGGACUAGGCGUUGCGGCAAUGGCGCAAAUGCGAUCAGCGGAGGCCCCACAGAUUUCGGCUAAUCAUGGUGUUGCUGGUUUUGGUGAUCAUGGUGGACAUGCCGGCGGCGACCAGCCUCCUGCUGUCAAUCUGCUCUUGGUGGAUGUGUUGCGAAGUGGGUCAGGAGCUGCAGCAAACGGUGAAAAUUUCGCAGCAUCUGUUAUGGUCGAGCGUCGCAUUUCCAGCGAUUCGAUUGAACUAGAGGUUCCCGACACUAUUGUCGGUGCGGUAUUGGGUCCGAAAGCGAAAACGCUGCAGGAAAUACAGUUUUACAGUGGAUGCAAAGUUCAGGUGUUCAAGAGGGAUGCAAAGGCAGAUUUACCAGUUGGAACAAGGCUUAUCAGUUUGGCUGGCGAUGAAAAAAAUAUGCAUAUGUGCAGAUUGAUGAUAGAACGUGUGGUCAAUGAAGCACAGGAGCGCAGGGUUCCCGACACUAUUGUCGGUGCGGUAUUGGGUCCGAAAGCGAAAACGCUGCAGGAAAUACAGUUUUACAGUGGAUGCAAAGUUCAGGUGUUCAAGAGGGAUGCAAAGGCAGAUUUACCAGUUGGAACAAGGCUUAUCAGUUUGGCUGGCGAUGAAAAAAAUAUGCAUAUGUGCAGAUUGAUGAUAGAACGUGUGGUCAAUGAAGCACAGGAGCGCAGGGUGGGGACUCGUUCCUAG